GUGGAGAGCUCUACGAGCUGCUGUGUUGUUUUGCCUCGGCUCCAUUUGCUACGCGCUGCUAGGGAUUCUAUCCCAGCUGUCGAAGUCCGACGACGGCUCGUAUGCUUAUUCUUUGCCCAGCGUCGUUCUCCUUGCCGAAUUCACGAAGCUGUGGAUCAGUCUGGGCUUCUUGACUGUCGACAAGGGGUCCUUCACAGAGGCAUUGUCCGAUGUGACCGGGACGUCGGUGAAGUCGUGGCUGGUCUUUGCCCUUCCCUCCGUGCUUUACUCGCUGAACAACAACCUGGACAUGCUGAACAACCAGCAUAUGGAUCCAGCCACAGAGCAGGUCCUAGUACAGGCCAAAAUACUCACGACCGGGGUCGUCUGGUGGUGGGUGUUCGGUCGCGAGAUGGGAGCGAGGAAGUGGUGCGGACUGCUUCUGCUCUUCGUGGGUGCGGUGUCUGCGGGCUGGCCACAAGAAGCCCCCGCGGAGGGGAAGAGGAUGCACAUCGACUCCUUCGGCGUGUUUCUGAUUCUGAUCUAUGUUUGGGUCUCCGCGUCCGCAGGAGUCUACAAUGAAUGGCUUUACAAGAAUUUCAGCAAAGACGAAAAUAUUCACUCGUGCAAUGUACGACUCUACAUUAUCGGCUGUGCAGUCAAUCUGUCGGCCCAUCUUUCUCGGGAACCAAGUGCAGCCGGGCUUUUACCCUUCUGGAAACUCAUUAAAAGUAACCCUCCUGAACCCUUGUAA
Messenger RNA from Symbiodinium sp. CCMP2456, 733 nucleotides. NCBI's taxonomy places the organism in Eukaryota, Dinophyceae, Suessiales, Symbiodiniaceae. The record is from the annotation of a GenBank genome assembly.